Molecule: messenger RNA, 2854 nt
Organism: Ochlerotatus camptorhynchus
Lineage: Eukaryota; Metazoa; Arthropoda; Insecta; Diptera; Culicidae
Product: probable serine/threonine-protein kinase DDB_G0268078
Exons: 7
Coding region: 320-2569 (749 amino acids)
Biological process (GO): protein phosphorylation; intracellular signal transduction; intraciliary transport
Cellular component (GO): cilium; nucleus; cytoplasm
Molecular function (GO): protein serine/threonine kinase activity; ATP binding
Source: RefSeq, a predicted model, not a curated record
AACGACGGCGACGGAAGGACAUCAAAUGGUGACGACGACUGCCAGGGCGAGGCAACACAUUAUUACCCAUAGACAUGGAACCAAGUCUCUCCCGGGAGCCACGACCUACGAAAGAGUGCAGUGGGGAAACUUUUCCUAAGGUGAAGCAAAAUUGCUAAGCAAAAAACUUGCAAGUGAGUGACAUGGGACAAGGAAAUAUGUUUGUGUGUUUAGUUGUUUGCGGUUUUGAGAAAAUGGUGCACGAAGAAGUCCUCAGAGACCGCAUUUCGAGUGAACUGUAGGAACUGCACGAAAACUGCAGGCAAAAACCGCAACAAUCAUGAAUCGUUACCUGACGCUGAGCCAACUGGGGGAUGGCACGUACGGAACGGUUGUCCUUGGCCAACGCAAAGACACCGGUGAGAAGGUUGCCAUCAAGCGGAUGAAGCGGAAGUACUACUCCUGGGAGGAAGCCAUGAAUCUUCGGGAGGUUAAGUCCCUGAAAAAACUCUCCCACGCGAACGUAGUCAAGCUGAAAGAGGUCAUCCGCGAGAACGACGUUCUUUAUUUCGUGUUCGAGUACAUGCAGGAGAACCUCUACCAGCUGAUCAAAGACCGCGAGAAUCACUUCCCCGAGGCAACGAUAAGACUGAUCCUGCAGCAAAUCCUGACGGGUCUGGCGUUCAUGCAUCGGCAUGGAUUUUUUCACCGGGACCUGAAGCCGGAGAAUGUGCUGUGCUGCGGGCCGGAGCUGGUGAAAAUUGCCGAUUUUGGCCUGGCUCGGGAAAUCAGAUCCCGGCCGCCAUACACCGAUUACGUAUCGACGCGAUGGUAUCGUGCGCCGGAAGUGCUGCUGCACUCGACGCGGUAUGGAAGUGCAAUCGACCUCUGGGCGGUGGGAUGUAUCAUGGCAGAGUUGUACACAUUCCGACCACUGUUCCCUGGAUCAAGCGAGGUUGAUCAGCUGUUCAAAAUAUGCUCGGUACUCGGAACACCGGAUAAGAAUGACUGGCCCGAUGGACAUAAACUAGCAACAACGAUUCAGUUCCGUUUCCCCGAAUGUCCCAAAAUUCCCCUGGAAUCGCUGGUGAUUCGAGCCAGCACGUCUGGCAUCCAACUGCUAGAAGAUUUCCUUCUAUGGGAGCCAGAUAAACGACCAACUGCCCAGCAAUCUUUAAAGUAUCCCUACUAUGCGUCCGUAAAACAGCGAACUUCGGCAUCCAUUGUUAGCAAUGGAAACGUUCAACUACCGCAGAUUCAACAGAACGGCAAUGGAGUUCCCAGUGCUAGGAUAUCGAUCGUGGAUGCACCUCAAGUUGAAAAUGGAGGAAUUGCAAGCAGAUUCAGUGUUAAUCCCAACAAUGUGUCUGUGAACAAUGCAAACAUCAAUGGAAGUGUCUACAAAUCCAUCAGUAAUAGUGAACUGAAUGAAAUCAAUUCUAUGCUGAGCCUUUCACGGCUUUCCCAGAAUCCUUCGGUGACGGAAAAACGUACUUCGCUAGAUUAUGGAAAACUCAACGACAGUGCGAAAAGUAACGGGAAGUACCAGAGUGGAAUCAAUUACAGUGUGCUCAAUGAAAUGCUUAACAACUACAAUUUAGGCCUGAAUGGUAGCCUUGGUCACGGUAAUCAGCAUCAAGGUCGGCUAAAUCGGAACAAUAGUAUCACGAAAUCGAUUACCGAUCGAAGCGACAGUGGAGUGAACGAUAAUGGCAGUUCAGUGACGAGCUACUCAAUCAUUAAACCAGCAAUUGUGAAAAUCGAGGAAAAACCCUCGGAAGUGUACGUGGGUCGCAAAGGUGAAAAAGUGAACGAUAUUUACGUGACGAGAAAUUCGGGAAAUGUGGGCAGGGGCGGUGGAAAUCGAGCUGUCGAUAGUGAUGAUUCGAGUUAUUUCAACAAUGGAUUCUACCUACACAAACAGAACAGCACCUCAAAAAAUGAUUUAUUCAACGAAAGUUUUCUGAACGAAUCGAAAGUGUACAACGCAUUUUCCAAACAGCCUGUUUUGCAAUCGAGAAAGACGGACGAAGAAAUUAAGCCAAACAUAACGAAGAACCCUUCCCUGAAUCGAGGCUUACAGAACCACUUCAGUAGAAGCUGGGAGCCUGUUAAGGGUAACAGUUUUGAAGAUGACCUUGAAGGCAUUCUAGGGAGUCGAAUAAAGUCAACCAAGAAAUCCAACGGAGAAUUUAAACUGGAAGAUCUUUUCGGCACGGUUUCAUUCGGGAAGGAUAGUAAGAGUUCCAAGUACCCGAACACGGUACCAUUUGCCAAAGGUGCGAUGAAAAAUGGCGAUGAAGUGACGGAUAUUUUCGACAAUUCGAACUCCAAGCCGUCGCAUUCCAGCGCGAAUAUAGCUCCUAGGCGGAAAAAUCAGCAGGUUUUCGUUUCGAAUGGCAGUUACGCAACGAAUAAUGAGUUCAAUGGAGUGAAUGCAUCGUUCAAGCUUUUUCCCUGGGAAGAUGCUCCUCGAAAUCCACCUGAAAAGAAACACUGGGUUCCUGAUAGUGGAGUUUUGACCUACGUUGGACCCAGUGGAGAUGGAAAGGGUCGACCAGACUGGGCGGCCAAGUACCUCAGCAAGUAGGAUUCCCUACCGGCUUGUACAUUCAUCAUGCAGCGCUGUACAGUUGUUUUGGUUUUAGGUUAAGAACCCAUAUAUGUUCUCUAUACUUAGACUUAUGUUACCUUUAAUGUUGAAGUAGCGAGAUGAGAAAGGAAAAUCAAAAAUACAAAUCUGUGAUAGAUCAGUGCAUCGCUUAGAUUGGCCAUAUUGUCAAAUGGUCGCAGACACACGUAAACCUAUACGGCUGGGCGAGAUAGUUUCGUCAGUUUAUGCCUGAUUAAUUUCUGAUGUAGUUUAAUUGAAAAA